Molecule: messenger RNA, 2153 nt
Organism: Aspergillus alliaceus
Lineage: Eukaryota; Fungi; Ascomycota; Eurotiomycetes; Eurotiales; Aspergillaceae
Product: senescence-associated domain-containing protein
Exons: 2
Coding region: 235-1743 (502 amino acids)
Biological process (GO): cell division
Cellular component (GO): plasma membrane
Source: RefSeq, a predicted model, not a curated record
CUUUCUCUUGCCUGAGAUAUAUUACCUGCCCUUGUCCUCCCAGAGAUUGAAACCUCCCGAUCGUCUUAUCUCUCAUAUUAUAGGCAGGUACUCAAGAGCACCUUGCUUUUCUGAUUGAGACGACUCCUAUCUAGUAUACUAUCGCUUUCCCCGCGGUAGUAUCAACAACAACCCCCGCUUUUGGCAAUAAACAAGAGUUUCAACCUUAUCGGACGUCGGUGUUGAGUAUCAACCAUGUCAGCCGCCGCUCAUGACCCUCGUCUCCUCUACAGCGUCAACAACAUCACGGCUUUCCACAUUCAGAAUGGCGAAGAAACUGACCUCACCCCAUCGGGUCCCCAAACCCUUGCCCUACUAAUGGUCCCGACAAAUGCUCCUACACCUCAGAGCUCCUACGAUGCACCAGCAGAGGAAGAUUUCUAUCUGCACCUACAUCUUCCCCCUGAGUUGGAAUUGGCACUUCCAGCCUCUACGCAGAUCUACCACCAGCCACCAAACAGCUAUCUAAUCCCACGUUGGGAUUUGGGGCCCGAUGCAGGUGCAUUCAUCCGCAUACAAUUCCCGGCCAUUGGGAGCGGUCCCGGUCAGGUGGCCCAGGAAGAGGUGGAUACCUUCGAGACCAUUCUAGCACAAUGUACCGCGUUCCUGGAGCGAGCAGCUCCACCGAAAGGGCAUGCUCCGUACAACCCAGCUGCCUUCGCGCCGGGUGAGGGGUAUAUCUCAUCCGCGAGCUCUGAUCGGAAGGACGCUCAUGGGCGGAUAGUGCUCGUUGAUGAGGAGGAUGGCAGUGUCGUUGGGGAGAUGGAAGGAUACGAUGUGGUUGAGGAGCCUGGUGUCAAGCCUGGCUCUAAGAGACCGGUGGAGAUAGAGCUUCCUGCAGAAGGCGAAGGCAACAGAGUCAACGUCAGUAAUGUAUCUGAAGAAUAUUUGCAAAUGGCUCGGCAUCCUGCAUACAAGGGCUCAACACUUGUUCAAACUUCCGCUACAGCCUCCCGCCUGAUUGUGACCGGUUCUUCAUAUCUUGCCAAUAUGAUGAUGAGUGGGGCCGAAUCGUUUACCAAGAAGACAAAACCUAAUCCAAAGCCCAUGACCUUCUCCGAGAACACCCACACAAGGGUCCGGAAAGUUGGGUCUUUCACACAUGGUGCCGCCGACCUCUCUGCCAAAACCGUUGGCCAGGUUGGUAAGUACGCGCAGAAUCUCGGAGCUUCCUUGACCCGCCGCAAUCAGGACCCCAAGCGCAAGGGUGACAAGGCAGUGAACGGUGACUACAAUCCGGGCAUUCUGAACAAAUCGAUGAUUGCGUUCUCGACGCUGGCAGAUGGUAUUGAGCAGAGUGCCCGCACCGUACUAACUCACGGCUCAGCUGCUGCCAGUACGAUGAUCGGACAUCGUUAUGGAGCUGAAGCCGGCUCUGUGGCAAGCGACUUGACCGGGGGCGUGAAAAACGUGGGACUAGUCUAUAUCGAUGCCACAGGGGUCAGUCGCAAAGCAGUCCUUAAGUCUGUGGCUAAGGGCAUGGUUGUCGGGCGCAUGCGCGAUGGAAAGCAGGUUCUUGUCGGUGGUGGUGAUGGCGGAGAUCUCCCUUCCGGUGCAGGGGGCCGGAGCAAUAGCACCUUAGGACCAAAUGGCCGUGAUCCGGUUGCAAGACGCCCAUCCCCGGCACCCACUCCACCCCCUGCCUAUAGUGCUCGGAACACAACCUCGCUCGGUGGAACAAGUGUAUCAAGGGGGAAACGGUGAAGGCGGAAUACACAAGCAUCUCGAUAUAGUUUCGAUGAUUAUCUUUGUUUCUUUCCCCUUUCGUUGUUCGGCUUUCUGUCAGUUCCUCUUAUAUGACGGUUGGACUUCAUGACUAUUUGGCUAUAAAAUUGUUAGCGCUUAGAGCUUGAUAUCAGUUACGGCGCGCUUAAUGUUCUAUAUUAAAUUUUUGUACAUAAAUGUUUUCAAAGACACCUAAACCCGAGCAUAGAAUCACUCCGUCCUAAGAAAUGAAAAAAGAAUGGCUCACAGGAUUGUCUUCUUCGGCCAGCCCUGGUAAAUCAGAUGGUGCACUUCAGUUUAACAUUCAGGAUUGGUUCAAAGAUGAAAGGCGAUAAGAGGAGCCUAGACUUAGUGAGGUAAGGCUUGAGUAUCAAGAAAAUCAUUCCCCC